CUAUCUCUUCUGCGUGUACUCAGAUCUGCCAUUCCUGCUCUCUAGGGUUUUUCACUUCUCCUCCUGCUGAUUCUGCUGUUGCUGUGAUGAUAUAUGUGACGGUGAACUCCUUCUAGUUAGGGAUUUCGAAAGAAUUGGCCGUGUUCUUCGCUGGUCUAGAAUCUCGGAGAGAUGAUAAAGGUGGAGAACUAGCGACGGUAUUGGUGGCAAAUGCGGCUGAUUAUUACUCUACGAUCAUCGAUUCCUCCGAUCGGUUGAAUUCCAGUGGUUUUAGUCUUCAAUUAAUUAUUUACUUUCUUUAAUUUAGUUUCAACGGUGGAGACGUACUUGAGGUGUUUAAUUGAGUGUGAAAGAGAUGGACUUCUUCACUGAAUAUGGGGAGGCUAAUAGAUACAAAAUUUUGGAAGUCGUUGGUAAGGGAAGCUAUGGGGUUGUAUGUGCAGCUAUCGACACACAAACCGGGGAAAAAGUAGCCAUUAAAAAGAUAACAAACAUUUUCGAGCACAUUUCUGAUGCUACCCGGAUUUUGCGAGAAAUAAAAUUGCUCAGGCUUUUGCUGCAUCCUGAUAUAGUUGACAUUAAAUGUAUCAUGUUACCACCUUCUAGGCGAGAAUUCAAGGACAUUUAUGUUAUUUUUGAGCUCAUGGAGUCUGAUCUUCACCAGGUCAUCAAAGCUAACGAUGACUUGACGCCGGAUCACCAUCGAUUCUUCCUAUAUCAGAUGCUACGUGCACUCAAAUACAUGCAUACUGCAAACGUAUACCAUCGGGACCUAAAACCAAAGAAUAUACUGGCCAAUGCUAAUUGUAAGCUUAAAAUAUGUGAUUUUGGAUUAGCAAGAGUUGCCUUUAAUGAUACGCCAGCAACAAUUUUCUGGACGGAUUAUGUGGCUACCAGAUGGUAUAGGGCUCCUGAGCUGUGCGGAUCAUUCUUAUCAAGGUAUACACCUGCUAUCGAUAUCUGGAGUAUUGGCUGCAUCUUUGCGGAAGUACUGACAGGGAAACCACUAUUUCCUGGAAAAAGUGUUGUUCAUCAGUUGGAUUUGAUUACUAAUCUUCUUGGUACACCUUCAUCUGAUACCAUAACCGGAGUUCGGAAUGAUAAAGCCAGAAAAUACUUGACAUCUAUGCGAAAAAAGAAUCCCGUUGGAUUUACUGAGAAAUUUCCAAAUGCAGAUCCUUUAGCCCUUAACUUAUUGAAAAGAUUAUUAGCAUUUGACCCAAAGGAUCGGCCCACUGCAGAGGAGGCACUGGCUGAUCCUUAUUUUAAGGGGCUAGCUAAAAUUGAGAGAGAACCUUCUUGUCAACCCAUCUCGAAGCUAGAAUUUGAGUUUGAGAGACGACGGGUGACUAAGGAGGAUAUUAGAGAGCUUAUUUAUAGAGAAAUACUGGAACAUCAUCCUCAGAUGCUCAAGGAUCACAUGGAGGGCAUUGAUGGCCCAAACUUUAUGUAUCCUAGUGCUGUUGGUCAAUUCAGAAGGCAGUUCAAUUAUCUCCAGGAAAAUAGUGGUCAAAGUGGUCCUGUUAUUCCGCCAGAAAGGAAGCAUGCCUCCCUUCCUCGCUCUACCAUUAACUCAAGUGUGAUACCUCCAAAGUCGAUUGCAAACUUUUCAGUACCUUGUAAUAGGCAAGGUAUGGAAGAAGCAUGCAACAUUGCUAGGGUUACAGAUACAAUUUCAGGAAACGUCGUUAGACCAUUACGCCCUCCACCUAGGUUACCCACAGACAAGCCAGGCCUCAUGAGAGCUAUUGGACCAGUUCUACCUUUCGAGAGUUACAGAAACACAAAUGAUGCAUCUGGUUCACGGUUGGUUACUGUUCACAAUAGUGUUGCUCCAUCUCCCAUGACAAUUUCAAUUUCUCCGGGAACCAAUAAAGAAAAGGAGGAGAUCAGCACUAAAGCACAAGCAAAUGGGAAACCGGCAUCAGAAAUGCCGGUUGAAGUUAAAAGAAGCCAAUUGGAGGACCAAAUAUCGCUUAAUGCUCGAGUAGGGCUUAAGCAAAAGUCACCGUUUAGCGCAACAGCAGCUGCUCACAGGGAGGUGGGAACAGUUCACCUUGGAUGAUCUUAUACUGUAACAAUGUCUUCUCUUUUUAUUUUUUGUACAGUCUCAGAUAAGUGUUGAUUUGGAAAUUAAAGAUAAUGCGAUUCAAUUCGCGUUUCUCCCCUGGAUUGUAUUCAAAAUGUGAAAAGAAAUUCAAUUAACGACAUUAUAUAAGGGCGAAAUUGCAAUAAUAUGCUGUUUGAACUUUC
This is a messenger RNA of Impatiens glandulifera, 2253 nucleotides long. RefSeq names its product mitogen-activated protein kinase 19-like. Gene Ontology annotation, cellular component: nucleus; cytoplasm. NCBI's taxonomy places the organism in Eukaryota, Viridiplantae, Streptophyta, Magnoliopsida, Ericales, Balsaminaceae. Bases 356 to 2065 code for a protein of 569 amino acids. Gene Ontology annotation, biological process: intracellular signal transduction; protein phosphorylation. The record is from RefSeq and is a predicted model, not a curated record. Gene Ontology annotation, molecular function: MAP kinase activity; ATP binding. The transcript has 10 exons.